Melitaea cinxia (Glanville fritillary) is the source of this 822-nucleotide messenger RNA. RefSeq lists its product as uncharacterized. The coding region runs from base 1 to 555 and encodes 184 amino acids. Lineage: Eukaryota; Metazoa; Arthropoda; Insecta; Lepidoptera; Nymphalidae. Gene Ontology annotation, biological process: inner mitochondrial membrane organization. The record is from RefSeq and is a predicted model, not a curated record. The transcript has 4 exons. Gene Ontology annotation, cellular component: MICOS complex.
AUGGGCAGUAACCACUCGACACGAGCGACUCACUUCCACCGCCAAGAAGCAAAGAAACCCUCUGAGGAAAUACUAUCAGACGAGCCUCACAUCAAUAUUUCUAAUAAAAUGGUUGAGAGGCUAGUCGAAGAUGCGACGAUAACCAGCGAAGCGGUCACAGGAUCUUCAAACCCAAGAGGAGAUUACAAAGAGAAGAUUUUUAUUGAAAAACUUAAGUGUAUGGAUGACAAGCACACUGAGAGAUGCGGCUUAACCGCAGAAGAAGUAAACGCACUAAUGACGCGAGUAGAAUUGCGUACAUCACAUAUGGCGUACGAAGAACCAGUCUGUGAAGAUGUUAAAGAUAAAAUAAUCGAAUGCUAUGACUCUACAGAUCCCUCCGAAAUCAUCAAAUGCUGGGAUACUAUUGGUGUGUUCACUCAAUGCGUUCAAGAUGCCAGUGCGAAGAGGUUGAUAGAGAGGACGACGAAGGAAGCGGAAGCCUUGGCGCAAAGGUCCAGACGCGUGGCGCGUGCUCGGGAACAUGCGCUCAAAGAUUUAGGACCUAGUCUCUAAUGAAAACACAACUAAUGUUACCCCAAGAUGAUAAAUUAAAUUUGAUUAUAUAGGACAUUAAAAUCGUUGUUAAUUAUGAUAUAUCUCAUAAAUCAUUUGUGCAAUUUUUACUACAAAAUUACAUCGUUAACAAAAUAUUAACAAAAAUAUUUUAAAUAUAUUUUAAUUUGUGUAUUUAUAAAAUUUCCGAAAAAUUGUGAUAUGAAAUCAUUAUAUAUGUAUGUACGUUACCAGAUUUUCUAACAAUAAUUAAAUUAAAGUACAUUA